This is a messenger RNA of Plenodomus lingam JN3, 1269 nucleotides long. The record is from RefSeq and is a predicted model, not a curated record. Lineage: Eukaryota; Fungi; Ascomycota; Dothideomycetes; Pleosporales; Leptosphaeriaceae.
AUGCCAUCAUAUGCGGGUGCCGACAGUCUCGAUUCACAUACAAAUUCGAGCUCUCUAGAGAGUGGCAUGGAAAUCUGGAUAGACGUUGGCUGGAAAGUAUAUUCGCCGAUAAUCUGUUGUCAUGAAUUAGGUGUGAUCAACAUGCGCUUGUCCACUUUCCGAUUCCUUCACCAGACCGCAAUUAUUCAAUUGAUCCGCCACUCGAAUCAGUCUCUCAGGAUAACUCUCCCGUUGGCAGAAAUAUGUAGAUGCGUGGGUGGCGUCAGCCACUACGAUCCUAUGGAAAGGGUUGCCCUUGCUUUGACGUCAACCUUGUUCAUCUAUGCAUAUACGGCGGUUUUCAUUUGGCCUUCUACUAGGAUACAGCAUGCCGCACACAAUAGCGAGGACUCCAUUCUGCUGGUAGAAGUUGUGUAUCCUUUGCUGAAAGAGGAUGAAGUCACAGAGAUUCAAAUAGGAAAUAUCUCUUGGCUCCGCUUCAUGUUCUCGAGGGACCACGCCGCAGCACGUUGGCAGUGUGCUUCUUCGGUCUCAACAGUUCCAACACCUGAGCAAUUGGCUACGAACAAUGCGUUUACACUGAUAGCCCAGAACAGCACACUAUUUGGCGUGACUGUCGUUAUUGUCUCAAUACGCUGCUAUACUCGGGGGGUCGUUCUCAAAUCAUUCGGAAAAGACGACUGGACUAUUCUUGUUUCACUGCUCUUAGCCACUGUAACGCUCAUUUGUUAUGCCGCACAAGUUCCUGUAGGGCUUGGAAGGCCCAUAUCUGUUAUCCGACUCGAUCAGGACGGAUAUAGAACCCUGCUGAAGUUUCGCAUGAUACACAUGACUUUCAUCACCGCUGGUGUGACGGUUGUGAAAAUUUCGGUCAGCUUCACACUUCUAAGACUGGCGGUGACGGAACGUCAUCGCUGGUUCUUGUACAGUCUCAUCCUGUUCUUGCUGGGUUUCCUUGUUCUAUGUGCUGGAACUAUUGGUUCUCCAAUGUCUUCCGGUGGCCGCGACACGGGACUUGAGACUCCGGCCGCCACCCAUCGGAUCAGGUACUGCCAUUUGUAUGAGUAUCACAACGCAGCCGUCACCAUCGCAACCGACUUUUUACUCGCGCUUCUUCCCAUACCCUUCAUCUGGAAGCUGUCACUCAACCUACGAACAAAGCUCUUUCUUGCCAUUGUUUUAUCACUAGGUCUUUUGGCUUCGUUUGCCGGUAUCAUGAAGGCUACCAAGAGUCUGACCAUCUUACUGGAUCCGAAUCGAUUUGCAUGA